Molecule: messenger RNA, 1541 nt
Organism: Pseudomyrmex gracilis
Lineage: Eukaryota; Metazoa; Arthropoda; Insecta; Hymenoptera; Formicidae
Product: putative inositol monophosphatase 3
Exons: 6
Coding region: 292-1266 (324 amino acids)
Cellular component (GO): endomembrane system
Molecular function (GO): 3'-nucleotidase activity
Source: RefSeq, a predicted model, not a curated record
UCUGUGCGAGUUACGUGAAUGCUACUGGCUUACAUUGGUGACUGCUGCACAAUGCGUACUCGUGUGUAAAGAUUGUUUAUAUUGUCAACAGUGCGUUAUCUCGUAUUUAAACAACAUUGGCUGACAAAUGUUGAGGUUAUAACAAGAAUCGCCGCGUCAUGUAUCGUGCCGUUCUUCGUCGGCGAAAUUUGUGUGAUCGCGACGAUUAAAAAAAUGCGCGCAACAACAAGUGGAUUACAAAAUCGCGUUGUGACGGUAGAUCGGUCGUUAAUUGCAAAUCGCUAAUUUGCAAUGCACAAGAAGAUGAGCGUGCGUACGCAAAGAGUGUUCCUAUGCCUGUUAAUAGUCGGCGUUCUUUAUUUCGCCCAGAUGUGCAUCUGGCCCGUGAAUAAGUCUGAGCACAAGAGCGAUGUGUCCCUGAAACAGCUUCUCGCCGGCGCGAUAAAAGCGGCCGAGAUUGGCGGGUUUGAGGUAAUGGCAGUCCAUAAUCAGGUUCAAUUCAAAAUCGAAAGCAAAGGUCAAACAAAGGAAGGUGUAAAUGAUCCGGUAACGGCAGCAGAUUACAGAUCCCAUUGUGUUAUGUAUGGUUCUUUAACAAAAGCAUUCCCAGGAAUUACUGUGAUAUCCGAGGAAACUUCACAAGAUUGCGAUAAGAUUGUAAUAGAAGAUAUAAAGAAUUCUCUUAAAAGUAUAAACGAUUAUGAUUUAAACGACGAAAUUGUAGACAUUAAAGAUGUUACAAUUUGGAUAGAUCCUCUUGAUGCUACCAAAGAAUUCACAGAGAAUUUGUUACAUUAUGUGUCUACUAUGGUAUGCAUAGCUGUUAAGGAAAAACCAGUUAUUGGUGUUAUAUACAAACCAUUUGAGACAAGCCAACACAAUUUAUACUGGGGAUGGAUUAAUCACGGUACAUCGAGAAAUUUGAAAAAUUUGACCAAGACAAAAAAAGACAAUGAAAAACCUGUUUUGAUUGUAUCUCGUUCACAUGCCGGACAAGUAAAGAAUACAUCUAGAAUCGCCUUUGGCAAUAAUGUGGAGAUUAUUUCUGCAGCUGGUGCAGGAUAUAAAUUUUUAGAGGUAGCUGUUGGUAAUGUAACGGCAUAUAUUCAUACAACCGAUAUUAAAAAAUGGGACAUAUGUGCAGGCACAGCAAUUCUUGGGGCUUUAAAAGGAACAGUAACACAAUUAUAUGAGCAAGAACCGAUCUAUUUUGGAGCAAAGGAUCCCAAAGUACUUACAAAAGGUCUCUUUGCAAUUAUGAAUUAGCUUUAAAUGACUGUACAUGUAUGAUAUAAGACUUCUUACAAUUAUUUCUAUCUGAUCUUCCGUAAUCAAAAUCAAAGUUUGUAUAUAAAAUUUUAUCUAUAUAAGAAAAUAAGACUAAAGAUUUGUCUAUUUUAAUUGAUAAAAACAUUGUUUUAUAGUUUUAUGUAAAAAAGUGACGUAUCCUCUAACAAUGGUAUCAUCUUGUCAAGUAUUUCUUCUAAAAAAAAAUAUUUCUCAUAUGUAUAAAAAUAAAUUUUUAAGCCUUUGUAUUUAUA